Cariama cristata (Red-legged seriema) is the source of this 831-nucleotide messenger RNA. Its product is annotated as receptor-type tyrosine-protein phosphatase zeta-like. The annotation marks the transcript as partial. Gene Ontology annotation, molecular function: zinc ion binding; carbonate dehydratase activity. Gene Ontology annotation, cellular component: plasma membrane. NCBI's taxonomy places the organism in Eukaryota, Metazoa, Chordata, Aves, Cariamiformes, Cariamidae. The transcript has 6 exons. The record is from RefSeq and is a predicted model, not a curated record.
GAACUUUGAACCAAAAGAACUGGGGAAAGAAAUACUCAGCCUGCAAUGGUGCCAAACAGUCUCCUAUUAAUAUAGAUGAAGAUCUCACCCAAGUAAAUGUGAAUCUGAAGAAACUUAAAUUCCAUGGAUGGGAAAAGGAAACUUUGGAAGAUACGUUCAUUCGCAACACAGGCAAAACAGGUAAAAAGUCAGAUUUCAUGUUUGGAGUGGAAAUUAACUUGACAAAUGAUUAUUAUGUAAGUGGAGGUGGCUUAGACACCGUAUUCAAAGCAAGCAAGAUCACUUUUCACUGGGGAAAAUGCAACGUGUCGUCAGAUGGGUCAGAACAUAGUUUAGAAGGACAAAAAUUUCCUCUUGAGAUGCAAAUUUACUGCUAUGAUGCAGAUCAGUUUACAAAUUUCGAAGAGGCAAUUAAAGGAAAUGGAAAGUUAAGAGCUUUAUCAAUUUUGUUUGAGAUUGGACUAGAAGAUAAUCCGGAUUAUAAUACAAUCAUUAAUGGAGUAGAUAGUGUUAGUCGUUUCGGAAAACAGGCUGCCUUAGAACCAUUUAUUUUGCUGAACCUUUUGCCGAAUGCAACAGACAAAUAUUACACUUACAAUGGGUCUUUAUCAACUCCUCCCUGCUCUGAAACGGUUGAAUGGAUUGUGUUUAAGGAUACCAUAAGUAUUUCUGAAGACCAGUUAGCUGUAUUCUGUGAAGUCCUUACAAUGCAGCAGUCUGGCUAUGUUAUGCUGAUGGACUACCUGCAAAACAACUUUCGAGAGCAACAAUAUAAAUUCUUUGGGCAAGUGUUUUCCUCUUACACUGGACAAGAAGAAAUUCAUGAAGCAG